AUAUCGAAACGGUUAUCAUGGAACUGUGCUGGGAAAAGUUAUCUUCGUACAAGCAGGAUAGUAUCUGGUCGUGGUUUAUUUGUUUCUUUACGGCGAUAUGCAUGAUCCUUUCAGUUGGAUUUAGCUUUGCUCUUGGCGUUCUCUUUCCAGUUUUCAUGAAUUACUUCGACGAAAACCGUGAGAAAACUGCAUGGGUUUCAUCUAUAACAAUAGGCGGCAUUUGUUUCCUUGGUCCUGUUUCGAGUACAAUCCUGAACAGAUUUGGUAUUCGUGUCACAACCAUUUUGGGUUGCUUGUCGUGUGCCGUAGGCCUUGCACUGGGUUCAUUUGCUCCAAACAUCACCAUUCUCUACAUUACCUUUAGUUUGCCUUUUGGUGCAGGGGUAUCGGCUAUCUACGUUGUUUCGCCAAUCAUUGUGUAUCAGUACUUCCUUAAAAAACGGUCGUUUGCUCUUGGAAUUGUCACCGCUGGGCAAGGAAUGGGGACAAUGAUUCUUGGACCUACUCUACAAGCCUUAGUUGAUGUUUUUGGUUGGAAGAACUCUUUCCGUUUGUUUGCUGGGAUUUUAGCUGUUGCGUCACUUACUGGAGUCAUUCUUCAUCGCAAAAGUACAUCUUCAGUGUUGGGAGAAGAAGACGAGGCUCGUGGAAAGAAAUUUGGAUUUAACCUUUGGUUGUUAAGGGAUCCUGUCAUCAUCACAAUUGUGCUAAGAAAUGGACUUACCGUAUACACUCGUCUGGUGCCAUACGUACACAUAAUAAAGUAUUGUGAUGAUCUCGGUAUUCCAGCUGACAAAAGCUCCCUUCUGUAUCUAUUUAUGGGCAUUUUCGCCACCAUCGGACGUCUUGGGGGAGGAUUUUUGUGCAAUCUGAGAUUCCUAAAGGCCCGAUUUCUCCAUCAAGCUGUGUCAUUUGUGAUCGGGGUGUCCACAAUGCUACUUCCCUUGGCAACUACUUAUGCUGGACUGGUUGCUUUCGUCAUUAUAUUCAGUGUCGCAGAUGGAAUUAUGAUAACAACCAUCAUAAUCGAAUGUAUGGAAUCCGUUGACGAAUCGAAAAGGGUCUCAACGUUUGGUUUUUUAUUAAUGGCUGCGGGUGUAUUUGCUUUGGGUAGUCCACCCCUAUCAGGGUUUAUGGCAGAUAAGUUUGGUAACUACUUUGCUGCGUUUCUUAUGGCUGGUGGAGUGGCGAUUGUUGCCAGUCUCAUCCCAUUUCUUCUCAUUUGUGUUAAACAAGAACAAAAGAAAAACUUUGUUGAUGACGUUGAAGAGACAGUGCACCCAGGCCAAUUAGAGGGUGUGGACGACACCGAACUGAAGUCAAAGAGUUGGUCUCAGGAUUCAAUAUCUACGAUUGGUAGAGAUCGUCUAAGGUCUUCCUCCUUUGCUACAGCCAUGAAUAGUCCGAUGUUUUAGGGAGGAAUCUUAUUUGCACUCUUUUGUUGUGUUCAUGUGUUUCACAAAGUGAAUUAGAAUUUACACAUCGUGCACUGAUUCGUAUGAAGAGUGGAAUACCUAACAGCACCGCUCGAACGGAAAUCGAUAUUUAUUACAUGAGGCUGAAAACGUUAAAAGGGGCGAAAGGCCCAAGAAACGGCGUUUUUUACAUCUCUCCCAUUGAUAUACGCGAUUUUAAUAAGUGCUAUUUAAAUGAUCAAAGGUAAAGAGCUGGUGAUUAGGUCAGAUUAGAGUGAACAAAAGAUGAACUCUGCGGUUUUGUGUGCCGCGCCGACCACAAGCUAAAGAGUAAUCCAUCCGCGGCAAACAAACGUUUAAUUUGAAUAGGUUCGAAUUCCGUAAAGAAUGCUUCACUGUAAGUUUAACACCACGUAGUACUCUGUCCCUCUAAUGACUGACAAAGCUAUAACUGCUUUGUUCACGAGCAAAGAGAUUAAUCCGUCCUCUUUUUAAGUCUCUUUGAGAUCAGCCUUUUCCGCUGAAAGUGGUUUUGAAUUGUUCUUCUCCAAAGUAAACAAACUCAUAAAUGGUUGGAAGGUUUGUUUUAUGGGCAAAAAAAUACUUUAAGCCGACUAACAUGCCGAACAACAAUUUCUUUGAGAAGUAGCAAUCGAGAGAAAUUGUGAAGAAAGUUUGAUUUAUACUUGGGAAUUAUUUGUGGACUCUCAAAUUGCUUAUUUUGAGUUAAAUGAAAGGUCUCAUAAAUAUGUAAAUGCCUGAUUAUUUUUGAUAAUCCGACUUAAGUAUGCUUUAGCCCCACUCAGAAGAGUCCUUCUGCUCAACCGAAAGGACAUUAUGUUUUAGUUUAUAAGUUAUACAAUGGCACGUUCUGCAAUUGGGAAUCUUUAUUUAAUACAAGGCUAGAUUGUCGCCAUCGUUCCAUACUUGCAAGACCUCAGUUGCGAUGUUUGCCAGGCGUGUUAGGCAAAUAAUUUUGGUGGGCCAUUUCCGAUUGGAAUAAAAGGGGCCAGACAAAACACA
Pocillopora verrucosa is the source of this 2438-nucleotide messenger RNA. Its product is annotated as monocarboxylate transporter 12. Gene Ontology annotation, biological process: transmembrane transport. Gene Ontology annotation, cellular component: membrane. Gene Ontology annotation, molecular function: monocarboxylic acid transmembrane transporter activity. The record is from RefSeq and is a predicted model, not a curated record. Lineage: Eukaryota; Metazoa; Cnidaria; Anthozoa; Scleractinia; Pocilloporidae.